AUGACGAUUUCUAGCGAGCGCAAGAUAGUUACCGUGGUCGGGGCUACCGGCAAACAGGGUGGUUCGGUUGCCAGGUCCCUCCUUCAAAAUCCCGAGUUCCAUGUGCGAUGUCUCACCCGGGAUGGGUCGUCGAAAAAGGCAAGCGAGCUUCGUGCAUUGGGGGCGGACGUCGUGCAGACAGAUGGCUUUGACGAUAGUUUGACCCGUGAUGCCAUCUCUGGGAGCUGGGGCAUAUUUAUUAACAAUGGAUAUUCAAAUACGGACGAUGUGAGAGCAGGCCGGUAUGAACUGGACUUUGGGAACCGUAUUCUACAGAGCGCCGCUGCUGCCGGGAUCGCGAACGUCGUUUUCAGCUCCCAGCCAUCGGCAGAGGAGCUCACCAAUGGCAAAAUUCGCACCCCUGUUUUGGAUGUCAAGGCAUGGGGCGAGGCUUGGGGACGAGCAAACCCAGUCUUCACUGCGUUCACCCCAAUCAUGUGCUCUUGGUACAUGGAAGAUUUCCUCAUGCCAUCAUUCUACCAGGGGUUCGGCGGGUUCCCGAUGGAAAAGGAUUCGGAUGGAUUGUUCACAUUACGGAGUCCGCUACUUGGCGGUGGCGAGAGAGUCCCUUGGAUUUGCAUUGAUGAAGAUUUUGGCGACUUAGUUCAUGGUAUUUUCUUGAACCCGGGUCGUUGGAAUCGUCGCACCGUCCAAGCCGUUGGUGAUAUCCUCUCCUUUGCGGAUGUGGUAGACACAUUCACCCGAGUUACAGUGAGGAAUCAACCGGCACGCUUUAUCGGAUAUGAAGACCCGGAAACGUUCCCAGCUUUCGAGAAGCCCGAGUUGAAAGAGUCCAAAGAUGUAUUCUCCUUCUAUCAAAUGCGGGAUGGUGAGAUAUUCGGGUGUGGAAUCACCGAGUCUCAAACUGCAGCUGAGUUGAAGAGAGCGGCGACACAAGCCAAAAAGUCCUCUGGGGGCCGAGAAUCCCUUAUGACAUGUGCGGAAUGGUUCGCAGACGUCUUUCCACGGCACACGUAG
Penicillium concentricum is the source of this 1017-nucleotide messenger RNA. RefSeq names its product NmrA/HSCARG family protein. The transcript has 5 exons. Lineage: Eukaryota; Fungi; Ascomycota; Eurotiomycetes; Eurotiales; Aspergillaceae. The coding region runs from base 1 to 1017 and encodes 338 amino acids. The record is from RefSeq and is a predicted model, not a curated record.